AUGGCUCCACGCGUGGUGGGCUUGGCUGCGGCCGUGCUGGGCGUCGCAGCCGUGACCUUCGUGGCCCCCAGCACUUCCGGUGCACGCCGCCUCCGCACUCCAGUGGCACAGCCUGCUGCGAGCUUCGGAACAUCAGCAGAGAGCAACAGCCUUUAUGGCAUUUGCUCCGCUGUGGGCGGUGUUGCUUUGCUGGCAGCCGGAGCUGCUGUGAUCAGACGUGCGGAGAGCAAGGAGCUCACUAUUGAGGCCAUUCCUCGCCCAGAGGACCUUCUUGAUUCUCCCAAGUUCCCAAUGUUUGAGGGCGGCACUGGUGGCUACAUGUCGAGGUCCACCCGCGAGCGUCAUGCCAUCACAUGGACUUCCAAGGAGCAGAUCAAGUUUGAGAUGCCAACUGGAGGUUAUGCCAUCAUGAACAAGGGUGAGAACUUGUGCUACUUCAGGAAGAAGGAGCAGUGCAUUGCUUUGGGCAAGCAGCUGCGAAAGAUGAAGAUUGAGAACUACAAGAUCUACCGCUUGAAGAAGGAUGGCACUGUGAUCUUCAUGCAUCCAGCCGAUGGUGUGUUCCCAGAGAAGGUGAACAAGGGUCGUGUGCAGGUGAACGGCCGACCUUUCACCAUCAGGAGCAACCCUCAGCAGUCUGAGCUGAAGUGGACGAAGUAUCACAUGAAGUCCUACGAAGCAGAUCCAUUGACUACUCUCUUCAUCAAGGCCCGCUGCAUGGCCUUCGUGGAUGUCCCCAACCUCUUCGCGCUGCCACAGCCAAACAUGGACGAGCUGGUGCCAGUGGAGGAGGUGGACAAGUACACCAAGCAGGAGUACACCACGAGGCUUAUGGAGGCCUUGAAGAGGGUCCAGGACGACCGAAAGGAAAAGGAGGCCAAGAGCCCCAGCUGGCACGUGCAUCGGGUCUUCCACAAUAUAGUCAUGGCUCCACGCGUGGUGGGCUUGGCUGCGGCCGUGCUGGGCGUUGCAGCCGUGACCUUCGUGGCCCCCAGCACUUCUGGUGCACGCCGCCUCCGCACUCCAGUGGCACAGCCUGCUGCGAGCUUCGGAACAUCAGCAGAGAGCAACAGCCUUUAUGGCAUUUGCUCCGCUGUGGGCGGUGUUGCUUUGCUGGCAGCCGGAGCUGCUGUGAUCAGACGUGCGGAGAGCAAGGAGCUCACUAUUGAGGCCAUUCCUCGCCCAGAGGACCUUCUUGAUUCUCCCAAGUUCCCAAUGUUUGAGGGCGGCACUGGUGGCUACAUGUCGAGGUCCACCCGCGAGCGUCAUGCCAUCACAUGGACUUCCAAGGAGCAGAUCAAGUUUGAGAUGCCAACUGGAGGUUAUGCCAUCAUGAACAAGGGUGAGAACUUGUGCUACUUCAGGAAGAAGGAGCAGUGCAUUGCUUUGGGCAAGCAGCUGCGAAAGAUGAAGAUUGAGAACUACAAGAUCUACCGCUUGAAGAAGGAUGGCACUGUGAUCUUCAUGCAUCCAGCCGAUGGUGUGUUCCCAGAGAAGGUGAACAAGGGUCGUGUGCAGGUGAACGGCCGACCUUUCACCAUCAGGAGCAACCCUCAGCAGUCUGAGCUGAAGUGGACGAAGUAUCACAUGAAGUCCUACGAAGCAGAUCCAUUGACUACUCUCUUCAUCAAGGCCCGCUGCAUGGCCUUCGUGGAUGUCCCCAACCUCUUCGCGCUGCCACAGCCAAACAUGGACGAGCUGGUGCCAGUGGAGGAGGUGGACAAGUACACCAAGCAGGAGUACACCACGAGGCUUAUGGAGGCUUUGAAGAGGGUCCAAGACGACCGAAAGGAGAAAGAGGCCAAGAGCCUCUAGGGUUAGAUGAGGGCUGAGUCCGUAGCCAUGGUGUAAAGCAGCCAAAGAAACACGUUGAAUCCAAUAAACAGUAAGGCGA
Cladocopium goreaui is the source of this 1894-nucleotide messenger RNA. NCBI's taxonomy places the organism in Eukaryota, Dinophyceae, Suessiales, Symbiodiniaceae. The record is from the annotation of a GenBank genome assembly.